Molecule: messenger RNA, 1239 nt
Organism: Cyanidioschyzon merolae strain 10D
Lineage: Eukaryota; Rhodophyta; Bangiophyceae; Cyanidiales; Cyanidiaceae
Product: mannose-6-phosphate isomerase
Exons: 1
Coding region: 1-1239 (412 amino acids)
Biological process (GO): carbohydrate metabolic process; GDP-mannose biosynthetic process
Cellular component (GO): cytosol
Molecular function (GO): mannose-6-phosphate isomerase activity; zinc ion binding
Source: RefSeq, a predicted model, not a curated record
AUGGUGGCACUUUCCGUGGACGCGAAACGCCAACAGCAGGGUAUUUGGCUCCUGCGAGGCCACGUCCAGACCUACGCCUGGGGUCGACGUGGUAUGGGGUCGCGGGUUGCCCGUUACGCAGUCGCUCAAGGGACACUGGAGUCGGAACGAGUCUCGGAGUCCGUUUCCUACGCGGAACUCUGGCUCGGCGCGCACCCGUCUGGAGAGGCCUCCGUCGUUACCGAGGCCAACGAAAGCGUUCCCGUUUCAAUCUUUGUUCCUGCAGGCUCGCUGCCGUUUCUUCUGAAAGUGCUGAGCGUGGAGCGGGCGCUUUCUAUUCAGGCGCACCCGGAUAUUGCGCUGGCGAAAGUUUUGCAUAAGCAGUUUCCUGAGCUUUACAAAGACGGCAACCACAAGCCAGAAAUGUGUGUUUGCCUUGGACCAGGGCAGUUCGAGGCGCUCCUCGGUUUUCGACCAGUAGCGGAGAUAGUCCGAGCACUGAAGCAGGUCCCUGAGUUUCGUGGCGCUUGUGGGGCGUAUGCGGAAACGUUUUGCUCCUCACCAUCUGCACCGGACGGACUCCGAAAACUCUUCGAAUCCCUCAUGCGAAACGAAGACGUUUCGCGGCAACAAGCGCACCAGCUCCGCCAGCGGUUAGAGGCCGCCGAUGUUCUGGAUGCGGAGCAUGCACUCGCGCUACGACUCCUCAAGCAGUACCCAAACGAUGCCGGCAUUUUCGCUGCUUUCCUGCUCAAUCAUGUGAGGUUAGAACCUGGUCAAGCCAUUUUCAUCGAACCGAAUGAGCCACACGCGUACCUAGAGGGAGACUGUGUGGAAAUCAUGGCGACUAGCGAUAAUGUUGUUCGGGCGGGACUGACCGACAAACAUAAGGACGUCGAGACGUUGUGCAAGAUGCUCACGUAUCGCUGCAAAGACCCGGUGCAAAUUUUGCAACGGGAUGCUCAGAAUCGCUUCCUCGCCCCGGUCUGCGAAUUCGAACUCGAGUGUCUUGAACUGGAACGCCACGGAGAGGAAUCCGCGGACUUGCAUUUAGAGUCAUCAGCAAGUUAUUCCAUCCUGCUCGAUGUAGAAGGCGAGGCACAAAUUUCCCAACACGGGAUCGACCACAGUUAUCGCCUUUCACCGGGAAUGGCCUGCUUGGUUGCCCCACACACACCAGUGGUCGUGCGACCCUUGACCGUGAGCUGCCAGCUUUUCCGAGCCCGCGCCCCGGCGACCGUCCCCGUGAACGGUCUCUAA